CUCCUUCCAAACACGCGAGAGAGUACAAAUCCAAAACCUGACCACAAAGCUGGUUUCGCAAAUCCGAUAAACCUAUCUAAUCCAAAAAUCCCUCCAAACACUUUCUGUCUUCGACUCGUGAGAAAAUUGCAGCGAAAGUUCAAAAAGAUGUCGAAGAAAGGAGGAGCAACGCUCGUGAAGGAUGCUCCAUGGCGGGUUGCGUCGGGAAGGCCAAUGCCCAGAAUCUAUCAUUCGCCGAUUCUUCGUAUCUCUCAAAGCCCACAUACCGAUUACGCGACCGCAGUAAUGAAGAACCCUAAUCCGGUGGGAAAUGGGUUGGCGAUGGAAGCGGUUCUGGAAUCGGCAGGGCCUGAAUGCAUUGUUCCAGGACAAGUUACACCGGUUCGCUUGCUUGGCGUUAAGGUUUGGCCUGUUGAAGUCGAUCUAAAAUUCUUGGAACCCGUGGGAAAAGAGUUGAAGCUGCUCGGGAAGUUCUUGGACAAUGCCGUGGACCUGAUGAAUAAAUCCUUCAUAGACCGUUAAUUAGUUAAUGCAGGUUUGGCUGGAGGUGGUUUCGGGAUCACAUGCCGUUCAAUCUGGUCGCUGGAACUCGUUAAAGGGUAAGCUUUUCCCGUGCUGAGGAGAUUGAAUGUGGUGUGCAUAUAUAUAUAGAGAGAGGGUUUUCUCUUCCUCAUGAGCAAUCUUACAGAUUUGUGAACUAUCUAGUUGAGGCUGUUUUAAGAAUCUGAAACUUCAAGAAGAACAACGUUCUGUUUCGUUUAC
Molecule: messenger RNA, 762 nt
Organism: Tarenaya hassleriana
Lineage: Eukaryota; Viridiplantae; Streptophyta; Magnoliopsida; Brassicales; Cleomaceae
Exons: 4
Coding region: 148-522 (124 amino acids)
Cellular component (GO): chloroplast envelope
Source: RefSeq, a predicted model, not a curated record